GGAUUAUCAAUUUAUAAGAAAACUCCAACCAAACAACUAAGGAUAAUGAUUUUCAUGAUUAAGAAGAAAGCUUCCGCUAUUUUUAUUUUUCUAUACACAUUAAAUGAGAGGAGGACCAGUUAAAUAUGAGUCGGUGGUUCUUUCGAUGCGUGCUUUCUAUUGUGAGUUUCUGUAAUAUCCCCUAAAAAUAUCAGAGUGCAAGAAAGUGUUUUAUUAAUAUUUCAUUUCGUUGGCAAAAAUCUUUAUUUUAAAGAUUUUAAAAAUAUGGAUUCGCAAGUUAAAGAAAAUUCAAAAUUUGUUAUUGAUCAUGAAGAUUCUGAUUUAUCUCAACAAUUAAACGAUGCAAGCAUGGAUGAGAUGUUGCAAUCCAUGGUUGAGGAAAACAGUCAUCUCGAAAAAUCUGAUUCAUUUCAAGAAACAAAUGAUGUAAACAUGGAUAGGAUAUUGCAAUCCAAGGUUGGAAAGAAUAACUAUCUCGAUUUAAAUGAAAAAGAAACCACAUCUACUGAGAAAAUUGCAUCAUUGGCUCCUGAGAAAGAAGAAGAAAUCAUCUACACCUCAGAUGAGGAAAUUGCCUCAAUCAGAAUUGGAAAUUGGAGCACAGAAGUUACAGGUUUUGUGAAGACUAUUAUUGCUCCACAAAGUUGCGGUGAUAAUAACCAGUAUCAAAAAAUGAUAUUCAUCCUAAGCAACGAAGCAAAUUCUUUGUGCAAAUUCUUUUUUUCUUAACUUAAAAUCUGU
Messenger RNA from Leptopilina heterotoma, 741 nucleotides. RefSeq lists its product as uncharacterized. The transcript has 5 exons. Bases 265 to 729 code for a protein of 154 amino acids. The record is from RefSeq and is a predicted model, not a curated record. Lineage: Eukaryota; Metazoa; Arthropoda; Insecta; Hymenoptera; Figitidae.